This is a messenger RNA of Rotaria socialis, 1122 nucleotides long. The record is from the annotation of a GenBank genome assembly. Lineage: Eukaryota; Metazoa; Rotifera; Eurotatoria; Philodinida; Philodinidae.
AUGACAGAAAUGAAUUUUCGAAGUCGUUCAUUUUUACUUUCGCAUGUUCAACGUAUACUUGACUUCUAUGAUAAAUCUGUUGAUCCAGAAGGUGGUUUCUAUCAUUGUUAUGAAGAUGACGGAACGGUUUAUGAUUCACAUACUCGACAUUUAGUAUCGUCAACACGAUUUAUUUUUAAUUAUGCUAAGGCAUAUCUCUAUUUUGGUAAAGAUGAUUAUCUUAAACGAACACGUCAUGGUCUAGACUAUAUUCGAAAUACUCAUCGUAAUCCCAAAACAGGUGGUUAUGCAUGGGCUAUUUAUGAUGGAAAAAUAAUUGAUGAUACGAAUCAUUGUUAUGGUUUAGCCUUUGUUAUGUUAGCAUAUGCAUGUGCAUUACGUAUUGGCAUUGAAGAAGCACGUGAAUGGCUUCGUGAAACGUAUGAUUUAAUGGAAAAACAUUUUUGGCUACAAGAAAAAGGUUUAUAUGCGAGUGAAGCAACAAGUGAUUGGCAAUUAAACGAUUAUCGAGGACAGAACGAUAAUAUGCAUGCAUUCGAAGCUAUGCUAGCAGCAUACGAAGCUACCACUGGUGACAUUUAUUUAGAGCGUGCAAAAACUUUAGCGAAAGUAAUGACAGAAAAUUUUGAAUAUAAUAAAGAUGUUCGAACAAAUAAUUUUCGUCCAUGGGGAGUUCAAACAGGACAUCAAACUCAAUGGGCAAAACUUUUACUUAUACUUGAUCGACAUGAUCCACAGCCGUGGCAUCUUGAACGUGCUAUUCGUUUAUUUGAUCGUGCAAUGAAAUAUGGUUGGGAUGAAAAAGACGGUGGAUUAGUUUAUGGCUAUCGUCUUGAUGGAAGUUUAUAUGAUGGUGAUAAACAUUUUUGGGUCCAGUGUGAAAGUUUCGCAACGGCUGCUCUACUUGGUGAUAGAUUGAAAGAUGAAAAAUAUUGGAAAUGGUAUGAUAAAAUAUGGGACUAUAGUUGGAAAUAUUUUGUUGAUCAUCAAUAUGGUGCAUGGUAUCGAAUAUUAACACCAGCAAAUGAAAAAUAUUCCGAUGAAAAGUCGCCAGCAGGAAAAGUAGAUUAUCAUACGAUGGGUGUUUGCUAUGAAGUACUCAAUGUUAUUGGCAACGAGUAA